UAGAAAAAAAGGAAAAAUGCGACAAACCAACAGCUUAUAUACAAAUCGUCAUGGUCAGCGCCCCCUACCGCCUGUUCCAGAAAUUAUUUUAACAGCUGAAAAUGACAAUCAGAGCGAUGACAACAACAGUAACAAUUACAAUACAAACACGAAUCCUGGAACAAACACUAGCGAAUUGAAUAAAAUGGAUGCAGAGAAACAAGAAGCGAAAAAUUUGCAAAUGGAGUUCGAAUGGGUGCUCAAAGAAGAGGUGCAUCAGCUAUUAAAGAAAUUGAAAGUUGUUUUAAUAGAAUGUGCUCAUCGAUUUCCUGUACCUUUGUACGAAAAUGAAGGUAAAAAGACUGAAAAAUUUAUACUUUCUGUAUCUCCACCUGAACAAUUAAAAGCCAUUUUGACUCUAACCGGUGAUACAAUUACGCAGGCAGAUAUUAGUUUUAAAUUAUCCAAGCCGCCAUACCAGAUACAACGUACUUCAAUUACGCAAGACUCGCCGUGGAAGUUGCAACAAGUGCAAGAUGCUGCUAAUCAUUUACAACAGGCUAUUAAUCAUAUUGAUGACGUUGAUGAUUCAUAUCAUUUCAAAAGAACAUCAGACGAAGUUUUACACGUGAUUGGUAAUAUAUUGGAAGCUUUACAGCGAGGUCGUCUGAGCUUGAUUAUACCUAAAAAGAAACCCAUUGAUGAACUUAUUAAAGGUCGUAACAUGAAAUGUCUUGCGCCAAAUUUAUCCGAAGACUUGGCCGUCAGUUUUUAUUUACAGAGUCACAAGCUCAUUAUUGCUGUUUACCAAUUGACUAACAUACAAGGAACUAUGCGUUUCGAUUCGUGUCAAGCUGAAGCGUCCGUUAAUUGGCUUAACGAAGUGUUAUUAUUUUUAACUGCCGGUUUACAAUUAUGUCAACAAUUAAAAGAUAAAAUAUCGGUCUUCUCACUUUAUAAAGAUUUUACAGUUGGUUCCCGCUCUUCUUCUGCUCUCUCCUACUGACCCGAAAAGACCAGCUGCCCUCAGGAAUUAUACAAAAUUAGGUUGUACGUGUGCUUAGAAAAGUAAAUAAAUCGGUACGAGUGUUUUCGGUGGUUUAGUUUUUUAUACGUCAGUGUAUUUUUUAUUGGGAAAACGUUUUUUUCGUUUUUUAAAUGUGUAAUGAAGAAAAAAAAAAAUUAAAAAAAAUUAAAUAUGUAUUAUUAUAUAU
This is a messenger RNA of Glossina fuscipes, 1193 nucleotides long. RefSeq names its product protein rogdi (gene rogdi). The coding region runs from base 17 to 985 and encodes 322 amino acids. The record is from RefSeq and is a predicted model, not a curated record. Gene Ontology annotation, cellular component: RAVE complex. Lineage: Eukaryota; Metazoa; Arthropoda; Insecta; Diptera; Glossinidae. The transcript is spliced from 8 exons.